Messenger RNA from Diprion similis, 991 nucleotides. Its product is annotated as organic cation transporter protein-like. Gene Ontology annotation, molecular function: transmembrane transporter activity. The coding region runs from base 71 to 991 and encodes 306 amino acids. NCBI's taxonomy places the organism in Eukaryota, Metazoa, Arthropoda, Insecta, Hymenoptera, Diprionidae. Gene Ontology annotation, cellular component: membrane. The transcript has 6 exons. Gene Ontology annotation, biological process: transmembrane transport. The record is from RefSeq and is a predicted model, not a curated record.
UGGGGUUCAAUAUUGCAAUUGAUUUCCGGACUGCUAGUCGCUGCUUCGCCUAAUUUCACGAUCAAUCGAGAUGGUUUAUCGGAAGAAGAAAAUUCCAACUGGGAUUAGCUGUUUCUUCUUCGUAGGAGGUUGCCUUCUGACUGUCGUUUUUGCAUAUUUCAUAAGAAAUUGGAGAAUUUUACAGCUGGCAUAUACCGCACCAACCCUUUUAUUCCUAGCAUUAUCGUGGUCUAUCCCGGAAUCUGCACGAUGGCUGCUGAGCAAGGGUCGCGUGGAAGAGGCAAAAAAUAUACUUCACAAGGCAUCGAUGGAAAAUGGGGUCGUAUUGCCGCGAGAUGCACUGGACGAAUUACUGACAAUGGAAAGUGGAAAUAAAGCGAACAGUGGAAAAUCGUCAUUGCUUGAUAUUCUCAGAUACCCAAACAUCAGGAAAAGGAGUCUGAUACUCGCCACCAUAUGGUUUCUCAACAAAUUCGCGUAUUACGGUCUACUAUGGAACACCGUGAACCUUGCAGGCAGUAUUUACGUGAAUUCUGGAAUUGCAGCCAUUGUGGACAUACCUGGAAUCGUAUUCUCAAUGUUAACAGUUGACAAGUGUCGGAGAAAAGUUAUUUUGGGCGGCACCAUGAUACUCUCGUCGAUAUCAUUACUUUCAACAACUCUCGUUCCUACCGACAUGACAUGGCUGGUGACAGGUUUGGCUAUGGUGGGAAAAUCAACAAUCUUAGUUACAUAUUCAAUCCUCUACAUUUUCACGUCAGAACAGUAUCCUACAACAGUAAGGAAUAUUGCCGUCGGAACAGCUUCAGCUAUUGCUAGGCUCGGUGGAGUGGUAGCACCUAUGAUUAUCAAGUUGUCUAAAAUUUCACCGCUUUUGCCACUUUUUAUUUCGGGAUGCAGCAUGAUGUUUGCCGUUUUGUUGUUACUACUUCUCCCAGAAACGUUGAAGAAAAAGCUACCGGAGACAAUAGAUGAGGUGGAAGAGUUUUAA